Messenger RNA from Rotaria sp. Silwood2, 390 nucleotides. Lineage: Eukaryota; Metazoa; Rotifera; Eurotatoria; Philodinida; Philodinidae. The record is from the annotation of a GenBank genome assembly.
AUGGCAACUACUGCCACAGAUAAUCAUCGUAUAGCGCAAUAUCUAGAUAAUGUGCCAUUACCACCAACAACCUAUGUCUUCUCAUAUCAACAAGUACAAGAACAGCGUUUAUUUUUUGAACAUUUUCUCUCUUCUUCCGUGAGCCAGCUGCCCUAUGUUGCAUUGGAUUUGUAUAAAAUGGCGAUCGUGGCCGUUUUACCAGAUGAUGGUGGUUCGAUUAUACUACGAUGCAUCAUCGAAAGAUUAUUCAUUAUUCAUGGUGAAACCAAAUUGAAUAUGAUUUGUCCGAUCGGUGGUGAUGCAGAAAAACGCUAUGGUCGUCCGUAUAAUCUUGUUUGGUGUGCUGAUUUGAAUCAUUCAUCAAUAUCAACCACAACAUCAACUCAAUGA